AUGUGUCUUGGGUCUUCUGCCCUAUGCCAGGGUGCCAUCCUUCCAACAGAGAAGAGGUUUUCCUGUACUGAGUGUAAGAAAUGUUUUUCAGAUAAGUGGCAUCUUAAUAGACAUAAGAGGUUGCACACGGGUGAGAAGCCGUAUUCCUGUCCUGAGUGCGGGAAAUGUUUUUCAGAGAAGUGGCAUCUUGAUAGACAUCAGAGGUCGCACAGGGGUGAGAAGCUGUAUUCCUCUUAUCCUGAGGAACCUCAGACUGUGCGGGACGGUGCCGUUCUUACAACAGAUAAGAGGUUUUCCUGUACUGAGUGCGGGAAGUGUUACCGUUUUAAGUCUGGUCUUACUGUUCAUAAAAAAUCUCAUACAGGUGAGAAGCCACAUUCCUGUUCUGAGUGCGGGAAAUGUUUUGUAAACAAAUCAGAUCUUGUCACACAUCUGAGAUCUCACACGGGGGAGAAGCCAUAUUCCUGUCCUGAGUGUGGGAAGUGUUUUUUAGACAAGUCCACUCUUCGCAGGCAUCAGAAGACUCACACAGGGGAGAAGCCACAUUCCUGUGCGGAGUGCGGGAAAUGUUUUUCAGACAAGUCCAGUCUUAAUAAUCAUCAGAGGUCUCACACGGGUGAGAAGCCGUUUCCCUGUUCUGAGUGCAGGAAAUGUUUUUCAAGUAAGUCACAUCUUUUUUAUCAUCAGAAAACUCACACGGGGGAAAAGCCAUAUUCCUGUUCUGAGUGUGGAAAAUGUUUUUCAAGGAAGUCAAUUCUUUACAGACAUCAGAGAUCUCACAUGAGGGAAAAGCCAUUUACCUGUUCUGAGUGUGGAAAAUGUUUUUCAAGGAAGUCGCAUCUUUCCAGACAUCAGAAGUCGCACACGGGUGAGAAGCCGUAUUCCUGUCCUGAGUGCGGUAAAUGUUUUUCAAGUAAGACCCAUCUUUCCUGUCAUCAGAGGUCGCACACGGGUGAGAAGCCGUAUUCCUGUCCUGAGUGCGGGAAAUGUUUUUCAGAUAAGUCGCAUCUUGGCAGACAUCAGAGGUUGCACACGGGUGAGAAGCCACAUUCCUGUCCUGAGUGCGGGAAGUGUUUUUCAAGUAAUUCACAUCUUGUCAGGCAUCAGAUGUUGCACACGGGUGAAAAGCCGUAUUCCUGUCCUGAGUGUGGGAAAUGUUUCUCAAGUAAUUCACAUCUUGACACACAUCAGAGAUCUCACACGGGUGAGAAGCCGCAUUCUUGUCCUGAGUGCGGGAAAUGUUUUAAAACAAAGUCAUAUCUUUACGCACAUCAGAAGUCUCACACGGGUGAGAAGACGUAUCCCUGUCCUGAGUGCGGGAAAGGUUUUUCAGCUAAGUCACACCUUAUCGUACAUCAGAGAAUGCAUACAGGGGAGAAGCCAUAUUCCUGUCCCGAGUGCGGGAAAUGUUUUUCAGUGAAGUCACAUCUUACCUCACAUCAGAAAUUGCAUACAGGGGAGAAGCCGUAUUCCUGCGCUGAGUGUGGGAAAUGUUUUUCAAGGAAUACACAUCUUGACAGACAUCAGAGAUCUCACACGGGUGAGAAGCCGUAUUCCUGUCCUGAGUGUGGAAAAUGUUUUUCAAAUAAGUCUAAUCUUUACAGUCAUCAGAGAUUGCACACAAGUGAGAAGCCGUGUUCCUGUCCUGAGUGCGGGAAAGGUUUUUCUAGAAAGUCCUAUCUUUACAGACAUCAGAAAUCUCACACGGGGGAGAAGCCACUUCCCUGUCCUGAGUGAGGGAUUGGAAAUCUCGAAGAUGAUGAUAUUUUUGUAAAAGAAGAGUAUAAAGAGGAGGAUGAGGAGUAUGGGCCUCAGACUGUGCGGGACGGUGCCGUCCUUCCAACAGAUAAGAGGUGUUCCUGUACUGAGUGCGGGAAGUGUUUCAGUUCUAAGUCUAGUCUUAAUAUUCAUAAAAAAUGUCAUACAGGUGAGAAGCCACAUUCCUGUUCUGAAUGCGGGAAACGUUUUUCAGCGAAGUGGCUUCUUCUCAGACAUCAGAGGUCGCACACGGGUGAGAAACCAUAUUCCUGCCCUGAGUGUGGAAAAUGUUUUGUACAGAAAUUAGAACUUGUCAUACAUCAGAGGUCUCACACGGGUGAGAAGCCGUAUUCCUGUCCUGAGUGUGGGAAAUGUUUUUCAGAUAAGCCCAGUCUUUCCUAUCAUCAGAGAUCACACACAGGUGAAAAGCCGUAUUCCUGUCCUGAGUGUGGAAAAUGUUUUGUACAGAAAUCAGAACUUGUCAGACAUCAGAGGUCUCACACUGGUGACAAGCCGUAUUCCUGUCCUGAGUGUGGGAAAUGUUUUUCAGAUAAGUCGAAUAUUCUCAGACAUCAGAGGUCUCACACCGGUGAGAAGCCGUAUUCCUGUCCUGAGUGUGGGAAAUGUUUUUCCGUUAAGUCGCAUCUUGACACACAUCAGAGGUCUCACACGGGUGAGAAGCCGUAUUCCUGUUUUGAGUGCGGGAAAUGUUUUUCACGUAAGUCGCAUCUUGACACACAUCAGAGUACUCACACGGGUGAGAAGCCGUAUUCCUGUCCUGAGUGUGGGAAAUGUUUUGUACAGAAAUCAGAAAUUGUCAGACAUCAGAGGUCUCACACGGGUAACAAGCCAUAUUCCUGUCCUGAGUGUGGGAAAUGUUUUUCAGAGAAUUCGAAUAAUCUCAGACAUCAGAGGUCUCACACGGGUGAGAAGCCGUAUUCCUGUCCUGAGUGUGGGAAAUGUUUUUCCGUUAAGUCGCAGCUUGACAGACAUCAGAGGUCUCACACGGGUGAGAAGCCGUAUUCCUGUCCUGAGUGCGUGAAAUGUUUUUCAGAUAAGUUCAGUCUUUCCUAUCAUCAGAAAUCACACACGGGUGAGAAGCCAUAUUCCUGUCCUGAGUGUGGAAAAUGUUUUUUAGUUAAGUCACUUCUUCUCAAACAUCAGAAAUCUCACACAGGGGAGAAGCCACUUCCCUAUAAGAGGUUUUCCUGUACUGAGUGCGGGAAGCGUUUCCAAUCUAAGUCUAAUCUUAAUAUGCAUAAAAAAAUUCAUACAGGUGAGAAGCCACAUUCCUGUUCUGAGUGUGGGAAAUGUUUUUCAACUAAGUCACAUCUAUCUUUACAUCAGAGGUCUCACACAGGUGAGAAGCCGUAUUCCUGUUCUGAGUGCGGGAAAUGUUUUUCAGUUAAGUCGAAUCUUGACACACAUAAGAGGUCUCACACGGGUGAGAAGCCGUAUUCCUGUCCUGAGUGCGGGAAAUGUUUUUCAGUUAAGUCGCUUCUUGACACACAUCAGAGAUCACACACGGGGGAGAAGCCGUAUUCCUGUCCUGAGUGUGGGAAAUGUUUUUUAGCUAAGUCUAGUCUUUCCUAUCAUCAGAGGUCUCACACAGGUGAGAAGCCGUAUUCCUGUCCUGAGUGCGGGAAAUGUUUCUCAGUUAAGUCACAUCUUGACACACAUCAGAGAUCACACACAGGGGAGAAGCCAUAUUCCUGUCCUGAGUGUGGGAAAUGUUUUUUAGCUAAGUCCAGUCUUUCCUAUCAUCAGAGGUCUCACACAGGUGACAAGCCAUAUUCCUGUCCUGAAUGUGGGAAAUGUUUCUCAGUUAAGUCGCAACUUGACAGACAUCAGAGAUCUCACACGGGUGAGAAGCCGUAUUCCUGUCCUGAGUGUGGGAAAUGUUUUUCUGGUAAGUCGAAUCUUGACACACAUCAGAGAUUGCACACGGGUGAGAAGCGGUAUUCCUGUCCUGAGUGCGGGAAAUGUUUUUCACAGAAGUCCCAUCUUUACACACAUCAGAGAUCUCACACAGGUGAGAAGCCAUAUUCCUGUCUUGAGUGCGGGAAAUGUUUUUCAUUUAAGUGGCAUCUUGACACACAUCAGAGAUUGCACACGGGUGAGAAGCCAUAUUCCUGUUCUGAGUGCGGGAAAUGUUUUUCAGCUAAGUCCAGUCUUUCCUAUCAUCGGAGGUCUCACACAGGUGAGAAGCGGUAUUCCUGUUCUGAGUGUGGGAAAUGUUUUUCAAGAAAGUCGCAUCUUGUCAGACAUCAGAGGUUGCACACGGGUGAGAAGCUGUAUUCAUGUUCUGAGUGCGGGAAAUGUUUUUCAGAGAAGUGGCCUCUUGAAAGACAUCAGAUGUUGCACACGGGUGAGAAGCCGUAUUCCUGUCCUGAGUGCGGGAAAUGUUUUUUAGAUAAGUCAAAACUUGAUAGACAUCAGAUGUCGCACACGGGUGAGAAGCCGUAUUCCUGUCCUGAGUGCGCAAAAUGUUUUUUAGAGAAGUCGAAUCUUCUCAGACAUCAGAGAUUACACACGGGUGAGAAGCCGUAUUCCUGUCCUGAGUGUGGGAAAUGUUUUUCAGCUAAGUCCAGUCUUUCCUAUCAUCAUAGAUCACACACGGGUGAGAAGCCGUAUUCAUGUUCUGAGUGCGGGAAAUGUUUUUCAUCUAAGUCCGGUCUUUCCCAUCAUCAUAGAUCACACACGGGUGAGAAGCCGUAUUCCUGUCGUGGGUGCGGGAAAUGUUUUUCAGCUAAGUCCAGUAUUUCCUAUCAUCAGAACUUUCACACGGGGGAGAAGCCCUGUUCCUGUUUUGUGUGAGGGAAAUGUUCCUCACUGAAGUCCUGUCUUCCUGUACA
This is a messenger RNA of Rana temporaria (common frog), 4613 nucleotides long. RefSeq names its product zinc finger protein 850-like. Lineage: Eukaryota; Metazoa; Chordata; Amphibia; Anura; Ranidae. The record is from RefSeq and is a predicted model, not a curated record. Gene Ontology annotation, biological process: regulation of transcription by RNA polymerase II. The transcript is spliced from 6 exons. Gene Ontology annotation, molecular function: DNA-binding transcription factor activity, RNA polymerase II-specific; RNA polymerase II cis-regulatory region sequence-specific DNA binding.